AUGGCCAAAAACAAUACGAACAACCAAGACAAGGAAGCAUUACCUUCAAGCCCUACAACAUCCACAACAACCACGACAUCAUCAGCCCCUACAAUGUCCGGAACCAAAUCAAAUUCUCAAUUACCUCAACCGCCAUCAUCAUCGGCCAAGUCUUCUCUCAAAGAAACGUUGAAAACGAUCGGAAUUUCAGUGGGAGUCUCGGUUUUGAUGAUUACCUUGUAUCAUCAGUUUUAUAUGAGUAAAACUGUGGAGGAUGUUGAGAAUGUUCGGAGCUAUAUUGCUAAAAUUAAGGCUCCGUUGAAUACCAUUUUGGAAAAGACCAAGUCGAUUGGUGUUUCUUCCUUGUUUCAGAAAACCAAAUAA
Messenger RNA from Naegleria lovaniensis, 363 nucleotides. RefSeq lists its product as uncharacterized. Bases 1 to 363 code for a protein of 120 amino acids. NCBI's taxonomy places the organism in Eukaryota, Heterolobosea, Eutetramitea, Acrasida, Naegleriidae. The transcript has a single exon. The record is from RefSeq and is a predicted model, not a curated record.